This is a messenger RNA of Pollicipes pollicipes, 456 nucleotides long. RefSeq lists its product as uncharacterized. The record is from RefSeq and is a predicted model, not a curated record. NCBI's taxonomy places the organism in Eukaryota, Metazoa, Arthropoda, Thecostraca, Pollicipedomorpha, Pollicipedidae. The coding region runs from base 1 to 456 and encodes 151 amino acids. The transcript has 5 exons.
AUGGAGAUCGAGGGGUACUGCCUGGUGGCCGAGGGCCUGGCCCGGCACGACCCACCCCCUGGCGGCCACUGGACGUGCUGGCUCCUGGACCAGGUCCGCGACCUCAGCAUGUUCUCCAACAACAAGCUGAUUCAGGUGGCCGCCUGUUCUUCCACCUUCGUCACCAUGGAGAUCCGGGACUACUACGUGCCGCGGCCGGACGAGGUCGUGUUCAGUUACUACAUGAGGGCCGGCAGGGGACACCAGCUCACACUGCAGAUGGAGGCCAGCCACGAGAAGGCGCUCGUGGACGUCCAGAUCUUCGACAAUGAGAAUAAACUGGUGGCUUUCGUGGAAGGCCUGGGUCAGGCCGUCAUCCCCCUGUUCACGCUGGACGGCGAGGAUCCGUUUGUGCCAUCAGCCCCGAGGGACAAGAAAAGAAAGAUGUCGGCAUAUAAGCCUCCACAGCCGGCCUGA